CGAGACAAGAUGACGAAGCGCACUAAGAAGGUCGGUAUCACGGGUAAAUAUGGUACCAGAUACGGUGCCUCCCUGCGUAAGCAGGUGAAGAAGAUGGAAAUCACCCAGCACGCCCGCUACGUCUGCACCUUCUGCGGAAAGAACACCGUCAAGCGCCAGGCUGUUGGUAUCUGGGAGUGCAAGGGCUGCAAGAAGACCGUUGCCGGUGGUGCCUACACCGUCUCGUAAGUCGAUCACGCGUUCUCUCCCUGGUUCCUAGCCUUCUCGGUAGUCGCGCCUUGGAACAGGCCAGACUGGCGAAAGAAUGGCCUGGAGUAUUCACAGUGACACGGAUACUGACCGAUGUGACUGUACUACAGCACACCCGCCGCCGCUGCCACCCGCUCGACCAUCCGUCGUCUCAGAGAAAUCGCGGAGGUUUAAAUGUGAUGAUGGGAUUCUCUUUCUGUUUAACGUCUGAACUAAAA
Molecule: messenger RNA, 467 nt
Organism: Aspergillus novofumigatus IBT 16806
Lineage: Eukaryota; Fungi; Ascomycota; Eurotiomycetes; Eurotiales; Aspergillaceae
Product: 60S ribosomal protein eL43
Exons: 3
Coding region: 10-228 (72 amino acids)
Biological process (GO): translation
Cellular component (GO): ribosome
Molecular function (GO): structural constituent of ribosome
Source: RefSeq, a predicted model, not a curated record